CCCUUGUCUCUCAUCCCAUUCAUCUUCUUCUCUUUUCUAAAUCCUUAACUUCUUCCUUCAAUCACUAUAAUCAUCUUUUAGUCUAAGGUUUUUAGUUAGUGAUGUUCUUUCUAUCUAAAUCAUCUCUUUUUGUUUUCAUCUUUUUCUCAUCUUCUUUUUUUCUCUUUCAAGUUAAUGCUAUUAGAUCUAUACCCAACAAAAUCACGAACAAAGCCAAUGAAUUUGAGUCCAAAGAUGAUACCUUUAUGAUAUUCAAAGAGGCCCCAGAAUAUAGAAAUCAGCACAAAUGCAAAGUGGUUGAUAGAAAAAUUGAUUCUCCUAUUGAUCAAUUUGUGUGUGAUUCUUCACUUGUUCAUGUUUCAAUGACUAUUGAUUGGGAUUACUUGAGAGGCUCUAUGGCUGCUAUUCAUUCUGUUCUUAAACACACUUCGUGUCCUAAGAAUCUAUUCUUUCAUUUCAUUGCAUCAGAUUCAAGAUUGGUGAAAAAAGAUGAGUUUGAUAGGAUUGUUCAUAGUUCUUUUCCUUCGUUGAGAUUCAAAGUUUAUGUUUUCAAUGAAAGUUUAGUUGAGAAUCUGAUAUCGCCUUCAAUAAGACAAGCGUUAGAGAAUCCUUUGAAUUAUGCAAGAAGCUAUUUGGCUGAUUUGCUUGAAGAAUGUGUUGAGAGAGUUAUAUAUUUGGAUUCAGAUGUUAUAGUUGUGGAUGAUAUUCAAGAACUAUGGAAAGUUUCGUUGAGUGAUUCGAAGGUGAUUGGUGCACCGGAGUAUUGUCAUGCGAAUUUCACUAGGUAUUUUAGCUAUGAGUUUUGGUCGAGUUAUGAAUUUUCGGAAGAAUUUAAGGGAAGAAAAUCGAGGCCAUGUUAUUUCAACACGGGUGUGAUGGUAAUGGAUUUGGCAAAAUGGAGAGAAGGCGAAUACACGAAGAAGAUUGAGAAAUGGAUGGAGAUUCAGAAGGAGCGGAGGGUUUAUAAACUGGGAUCAUUGCCUCCUUUUUUGAUGGUUUUUGGUGGUGAGGUUGAAGCUAUUGAUCAUAGAUGGAAUCAGCAUGGUCUUGGUGGUGAUAAUGUUGUUGAUAGCUGUAGGAGUUUGCAUUCUGGACCUGUUAGUUUGUUGCAUUGGAGUGGGAAAGGGAAGCCAUGGAGAAGACUUGAUGCAAAGAAACCUUGCUCUGUUGAUUUUUUGUGGAAGCCUUAUGAUUUGUAUGUUCCUCAUUUGGGAUAUAAACAUUCAUUGGUUUAGGAAAGUAGAAUUUAUAUUGAUUCAUUUGUUAGUGAAAAGACAUUCUUUUAUUCGAGUGUAUAGACACAGCAACCAAAAGAUUUUUUGGUGAUACAUACAAUUUCAGUCUUUUUUA
Messenger RNA from Vicia villosa (hairy vetch), 1350 nucleotides. Its product is annotated as probable galacturonosyltransferase-like 10. The record is from RefSeq and is a predicted model, not a curated record. The coding region runs from base 102 to 1235 and encodes 377 amino acids. Lineage: Eukaryota; Viridiplantae; Streptophyta; Magnoliopsida; Fabales; Fabaceae. The transcript has a single exon. Gene Ontology annotation, cellular component: Golgi apparatus. Gene Ontology annotation, molecular function: glycosyltransferase activity.